Messenger RNA from Bipolaris oryzae ATCC 44560, 384 nucleotides. RefSeq lists its product as uncharacterized. The coding region runs from base 1 to 384 and encodes 127 amino acids. The record is from RefSeq and is a predicted model, not a curated record. The transcript has a single exon. NCBI's taxonomy places the organism in Eukaryota, Fungi, Ascomycota, Dothideomycetes, Pleosporales, Pleosporaceae.
AUGUCUCAUCAGCUGUACAACGCGCUGAUUCGAACGCACCACAUUACUUCACGCAAGAAAGUUGCCAAACUCAAAGCGGCAGCGUCGAAUUGCAAUGUAUACGCUUUACUGCGCAGUGGCGGCUGCCCUGGCAUCAUGUACUGUCAAGGCGCAGAGACUGGCGUGAGAGACUGGGUUGCCAAUGUCCAAAGAUUACGCUAUAAAGAUUUCCAACUAGUCAAGAAGCCUGCCGAAAACGAAACCGGUGGAAAGGAACCAGAGAGUGGCAUUACGUACGGGAAACUAGAAGAGGUGGAAAGCGUGAAGGAUUUUGGAGCAAAGAUGGAGAACUUAGGCGUCUGGGAAUGGUGGAGAAAAGGUAUGGGCUAUGUGGGAAACGACUAG